AUGCAAUUCAUCAAGUUAUUCAUUACUGCUGCUGCCACUUUCAUGUUAGCUGUCAAUGCUGCUCCAAUUGCUGCUGCCGAAGCUGAAGCUCGUGAAAAUCCACACCAAAUUAGCCCUGGUCAACAUUCUCAUCCAUUAGGAAGUAAUGAGGAAAUAGCUGCUGAUGAUCGCAAACAAGCUCUCAAACUACUAGAGAAAGAAAAACAAAAAGAGACCAAAUUAUCGAAUGAAUACAACCUGCAAGACACAAGUUUGACUGCCGAUGAAAAAUUAGCUGCCUGA
Molecule: messenger RNA, 282 nt
Organism: Hansenula anomala
Lineage: Eukaryota; Fungi; Ascomycota; Saccharomycetes; Phaffomycetales; Wickerhamomycetaceae
Exons: 2
Coding region: 1-282 (93 amino acids)
Source: RefSeq, a predicted model, not a curated record